Eurytemora carolleeae is the source of this 2198-nucleotide messenger RNA. RefSeq names its product integrator complex subunit 13 (gene asun). Gene Ontology annotation, cellular component: integrator complex. The record is from RefSeq and is a predicted model, not a curated record. NCBI's taxonomy places the organism in Eukaryota, Metazoa, Arthropoda, Copepoda, Calanoida, Temoridae. The transcript has 24 exons. Gene Ontology annotation, biological process: regulation of mitotic cell cycle; centrosome localization. Bases 96 to 2096 code for a protein of 666 amino acids.
AACGUAUGUGAAAGUCAAAAUAUUACGAUACAGCUCAAAAACCUGGGAAGGAUUGUCUGAAGUUCAGGACUGGAUAAGAGAUAUUUUUAAAGAAAAUGAAGUUUCCCUGUAGUCACAAGACAGUGAUAGUUCUCGACCAUGGGCCACAGUUUGCACAGCCGUGUCAUUCUGUUGAAUUUGAUGUACAGCGGGCCAGAGGUCCUGGAUAUAUUCCCCUGGCCCCUGUUUCUAAAACUGUCUGGACCUGUGUAGUUGAGGCAACGUUGGAAUACUGCAGAAUAGUCUGGGACAUAUUUCCACAGGACAAGAAUAUUAGAUUUGUGGUUGCUAGACAUAACCCUGAAAUCUUGAAUGGUUGGCAGGAUGAACACCAGAAUUGUAACAGUAUUAUGACAGCUCUAGCUGGAGUUGGUAGACCGUCAGAUAGAAAAUAUACAGGUAAUGUGGCCCGAUAUAUUGUGGAUGGUAUUGAGCUUGCUCUGGAGUCUCUCUGUGAGCCAACACCGAGACAGACUGAGCUCCUGGAGAAUAAUAGCCAGGUUAUCAACCGUGGAAGAUUGAUUGUCAUCACAACAGUGGUUGAUGAUGUCUACCGUAGAAACCUACUGAGUGCUGCCCAGGAGAAGAUAAUGAAAAUCAACCAGGAAAACUCAGGUUGUGAUGGCGAAGGUUUGGCUUUAAACCAUGUUGAGCUUGUUCUUGUCCAUACAACACCGACUGGUAUAGAGUACAGGCUUCGAACUGAGCAGGAUAAUGUGGAAAACAUAUCUCCUUUUCUCUCCACACUUUUCUACAGUGUUUUGGCAGGUCCGGGAUUAUCAAUGAAGCUACUCUACCUAUGCUUGAAGCACUAUGAUUUGGCCUCUACAACUGUCACUGGUAUUCCUAUGAAGGAAGAGCAGAAUGCCUCUAGUUCUGCUAACUAUGAUGUUGAACUUUUCCACGAAGCAGCUUCUCAUAGAAGAUUACUGGGAGACUUUGCUGACAUGAUCAUGGCAGCCAGUGAGGGAAGUGAAUAUCAGACCUGUAAGCUCAAGUGGUGUACACCUAGAGGAAGCUCAGCUAAUGAACUUCAACACUGCUCGGGUACUUUCAGAAUAACUCCAACGGAAGUGAACAGUAGACAGUCUUCUUGUCUUACAAAUUUCCUUCUCUCUGGUAGAAGUGUUAUGCUCGAGAUGCAGAGGAGGAGUACUGGCGUUAAAACAAUAUCUCAUAUGUUGACUUCUCAUGGGGGAGAGAUAUUUAUUCACACACUUAGUUCUAACAGGUCCGAGCUUGAAGAGCCUCCGUCUAUAAGUGAAGGGCCUGGAGGACGGGUUACUGAUUAUAGAAUUAAUGAUUUGGCUGAUUUGAUAAAAUGUAAUCAGCUCGCUCCCUGCUCCGGUAACCCCGAAGAUAACAGUCCUUUACUGCGAUCACACAAACGUCUAUCUAGAUUUACUAAGGUUCUACCUCUCACCAUCUCUUCCUCCACUCUAUUCAGCAUGUUAGUGUUUAAACCUUUGUACGCGGCUCUUCUAAAGGAAAAUAUGUUGGAAGACGACUUAGCGGAGUGUAGGGACGUUAUCUUUGCAAUAAUCUCCAUGGAGAACAGGGGAGAAGGACUUCCAGGACCCUUUGGGCAGAUUGUUCUUCCAGGAAAGAAAGGAGGGAAAAAAGAGGAGCAGUAUAGAGUAAUGUGGACAGAGCUUGAAAGAUUUGUUUUAGCACACAGUGACCAGUCUCCAAGACACCAAGCAGUAUUAGAGUGCUUGAUGGAGGUCAGGCAGAAGCCUCUGGUUAAGAAGGAAGACAAGGUUGGACUUGACGUUGCACUUAGAGAGCUAGAUAAAUUUCCAUCUCUCUCGGACUCAUUCGAUAAAACUGAAGGUUUGAAAAGAUCAAACAGUCCUCAUUCUCCUUCUCCUGGAUCUAAGAAGGUGAAACUACUCAACCCUAGUGGUCUCUCUCUCCUACAGAUCUGGAGAACUAGGAAGGAAAAGGAAGCAUCACUAAUGCAUAGAGAGUUCUUGGGACGGAAAAACUUUGGUGAUAUUGCAAAACUUUAUCUCAAGAUGGAAUCCGACACAGAUCCCGGGGCGCAGAAAAAAUGAAGAAAACAAUUUGGUUCAAUUCUAACUUCAGUUUUCAAAAAUUGUCAAGUUCUGUACAACUAAUAUUGUGAUAAUGUUUGACUGUAAUACCUUCUAUUUUUG